This is a messenger RNA of Aethina tumida (small hive beetle), 896 nucleotides long. RefSeq names its product peptidoglycan-recognition protein 2-like. The record is from RefSeq and is a predicted model, not a curated record. The transcript is spliced from 5 exons. Gene Ontology annotation, molecular function: zinc ion binding; N-acetylmuramoyl-L-alanine amidase activity; peptidoglycan binding. Lineage: Eukaryota; Metazoa; Arthropoda; Insecta; Coleoptera; Nitidulidae. The coding region runs from base 204 to 833 and encodes 209 amino acids. Gene Ontology annotation, biological process: innate immune response; peptidoglycan catabolic process.
GCCAUGUUUCCCAUAAACAAAGAUACAUUCUGUGCUGCUUAACGAGAGGAUCGGUGUAGUUGAUCGUUUAAAAUGAAGGCAUUGUGUGUACUAUCAGUGUUCGCAACUAUUAUUUAUACAGUUAAUUGUGUCGAAUAGGUACCGUGAGAAAGGACGUUCCAAAGUACCUGCCAAGCAUCUCGAAAUAAAUUGCGGUCCAUUCAAUGCCAUUUUCCGGCGCAUUAAUUGUUCAAAAGCAGCGGGUUCUGCCAUUUUUUUUUUCAAGCAUUGAAGAAUUGUGUCACGAAAUCCAUAAAUUAAUUCCAGGUUUGCCAUCGGUAUGUCCCGAAAUUGUUACGAAAUCGGGAUGGGACGGACGACAACCCAUAUCGGAGGAUUACGUGAUCAUACCCGUCAAGUACAUCGUCAUACACCACACCGUUACCCCCGAAUGUGGUAACGUGACCACCUGUUCCAGCAUUUUGAAAAGCGUUCAGAAUUUUCACAUGGAAGACAUGGAAUUCCACGACAUCGGAUACAAUUUCUUAAUUGGCGGAGAUGGGAGGGUUUAUGAAGGAGCCAGUUGGCACAAAAUUGGAGCACACACUUUUGGCUACAACACUAAAUCGUUAGGAAUAGCUUUCAUUGGUGAUUUCUCUGACACCCUUCCGACGUCGAAGGCGUUGAAGGCUUUGAAGGAUUUCCUUCUUUGCGGCAUAGAAAUGGGGGAGAUCCACCCGAAUUACAAAAUUUUUGCAGCCAGACAAGUUAGUGCCACCAAAAGUCCUGGACUGAGGCUCUACAAAGAGAUUCAAAAGUUGGAACACUUUGACCCAAAACCUACUAGAAUGUAAUAAUAUUUAUUAUAAUUUAUAUUUAUUAUAUAUUAUACUUAUUUUUAUACAAUUUUACACUUA